This is a messenger RNA of Meloidogyne enterolobii, 336 nucleotides long. NCBI's taxonomy places the organism in Eukaryota, Metazoa, Nematoda, Chromadorea, Rhabditida, Meloidogynidae. The record is from the annotation of a GenBank genome assembly.
UGAAUUGUUUGUUGUCGAGGAUCGUUGUCAGAAUUAUGUUGUCGGUUAGUGUUGUAAGUGAUUGAUUGUGAGUAAGUUGAUAGGAAGAAGGUAGGAGAAUGAGUAGCCAGGAAAAUGCUACCGGAAAUGUGCAGACAGGGAAUCUUUAGCCAGGAAAAAGCUGCAAUGAAAUUUGUAGGCAGGAAAAUUAGUAGCCAGGUAAAAGCUGCAGGAAAAUGUGUAGUCAGGAAAAUAAGUAGCCAGGUAAAUGUGGACUGGAAAAUAAGUAGCCAGGUAAAAGCUGUAGACAGGAAAUCUGUAGCCAGGAAAAAGCUGCAGGUAGACAGUAAAAUCUGA